AUGAGUGGCAAAGAAGACUUAGAAUCACCUUCAAAUUCAUCGUCACUUAAAAAAAUUGAUAUCAGUAAAGGGCCCUUUAAUAUUACUGUAUCCAAUGCGGCAACAAUUAAGGUUGUAAAUACUUUUAUGGAAGAUAAGGAAAAAGAAAAUGAAACUAGACUCACUUCAUUUGUACAUUCUCAAUCUAUAAAAUUAAAAAAAAAAGAAAAGGAAUAUGAAAAGAAGUUAGAUGAAAGGGAAAAAAAUUUACCUGAAGAAAAAGAAAGGGAGUUAAAAGAAAAAGAAGAAGUUAUUGCUGGUUUGCAACAGGAAAAAGUAGAAUUGGUAAAAAGAGUUGAAGAACUCGAACAAAAUUUAUCGAGGGUCCAAAGCAUAAACUCCCAAUUAUCUGCUGAUGUAACUCUUUUACGUUCAACUUUCAAAACAAAUCAAACUGAAAUUGAUACAAAAAUUAAAGAUUUAGAAGAUAGGCUUGCAGCAGAGAAGAAAAGAGAAGGUCUUAAAGCAGCAGCUUAUAAUUAUUCAUCUGAGGUUUCAAAUUAUUACCUCAAACAUUCUUUAUUACCAUUACUUACAACCACUAGUGGGUAUGCUUCAUUUGGUUUUGAAGAAAUUCAAAAUGUGUAUGAAAUAGCAAUGAAAAAUUAUAACGGUCUUAUUGAUGGAGAUCAUCAAGUUUUAUUGAAAAAUUUAAAGACAAUAAUUCCACCACCAAGUUCAAAUCCAUUUACACCGCAAACAAAGAAAAGAGCGCCUGUGGAAAUUCAACCCUUUAAUAAAUAA
Molecule: messenger RNA, 783 nt
Organism: Dictyostelium discoideum AX4
Lineage: Eukaryota; Evosea; Eumycetozoa; Dictyosteliales; Dictyosteliaceae
Exons: 3
Coding region: 1-783 (260 amino acids)
Source: RefSeq, a predicted model, not a curated record